UUCGGGGGGCGCCGCCGUCCACGUCACCGCGAGGAUGGAGCCCCGGCCCACGGGGGCACGUGGCGGCCGAGGAUGUCGAGGUCGCCGCCUCUCUCUCUCCACCGCCUCCGGAGGAUCGAUAAUGCUGAUGCUGCCGCUGCUCCUUCUCGCGCACGACACGUCCGAACCGGCGACAGCACCGGAUUCCGCUGCCGCCGGGUGGUGGUCUUCUCGAGCGACAUAGCACGCUAGAGAGAGAGAGAGAGAGAGAGAGAGAGAGAGAGUGUCAAGAGAGUCGGGGAAGAGAGAUGAGGGAGGCGUUGGUCGGCCUCGCGUUCGCCAUCUGCUGCUGCUGCUCGGCGAUCGGAAGGUCGUCGGCCACCGUCGUCUUGAAGCCCUCCGCCUUCGACGACCUUCCCGCCAAAUUCGCCGUAGAUGUGGGCGAGGAGGGGAUAUGCGGAGCGCUGGAGAUUGCCGAUCCCGCGGACGCUUGCUCCGCGCUGCGCCGCCGCGGCGUUCGAUUGAGCGGGAACGGGAACGGGAACGGGAACGGGACCGAUUUGAUGAGGUUUGCGUUGAUCGUGAGGGGCAAUUGCUCGUUCCAGGACAAGAUCGUGAACGCGCAGAUUGCCGGCUUCCGCGCGGUCAUUGUUUACGAUGACCGCGAGAAGGUCGAUUUGGUGUACAUGAUGGUUGAUCCCAAGGAUAUCACGAUUCCUGCAGUUUUCGUUUCGAAUGAAGCCGGUCAAAGUCUAAAGGAGCAUGCCCAAGUUGGAACUGGGGAAUGCUGCAUUUAUGAAACUCGUGUCGAAACAGGCUGGACAGUGCUGGCUAUAUCUUUCAUCUCCCUUAUUGUAAUAUUUGGCAUAUUGGCUUUGACCUUGUUUGUUCCAAGACGAUUGCUGUACUGGCGAAGGAAGAACGCAUAUGUAAAACAUGUAGAUGAUAAAAUCGUGGCAGAACUUCCCAGCUUUGCCUUCAAUUCUGCUCAAAGUAGUGACAAGUACACUAGGGAAGUUUGUGCCAUCUGUCUCGAGGAUUACAAAGAUGGAGAGAUCCUUAAAUCCCUUCCUUGCCAACACGAAUUUCAUUUGGGCUGUGUGGAGUCUUGGCUGAAGAAGGGAGGAUUGUUCUGCCCUGUGUGCAAGCAUGAUGUGAGGACCAAGAGAGCAUGUCAAGAGACACAGCGAGAAACCGGGCUUUAGAAUCAAGAAGGAAAAUGUUGAUUUGCUCUGCUAUUGGAAAUAUCAGGUACGAGAUGCAUCCUUUAGAAAUAUUUGUCGUUUAAAGUGCAUGGAUGGCAGUGAAUUCGUUCCACCGUCAGAUGCAGGAGCUUGGGUAAAACACAAAAGCUCCCACCAUGACUAAGGGCCCCCAUAGUUUGCAAGUUGCCUUUUUGAUGCAUCUGACUGUGAAACAAGUUGAUUUGUGAUUUGUGGAUCCCGAAUUCUCAGACUAUGUUAGAGCAGGCGGGAUUUACAAGUUGAUCCCUGACAAGUGAUGCUUUGCCCAACUCGUGUUAUUCAGAUAUGGUGUUACUCGUCUAUCAUUUCCAAAUUUUUUUUUCCCGCAUACUUCCUUUCUUCUCCAGGUUCCCUUUAUUCAGGCUCAAAAUGAGUCGGUGCGCUCUACUUAUGGGAUCUUCUCUGUCUUCUCUUUGAAGAUGCUGCUUUGAGUUGAAGCUUGGCAAUCCUCUUGGUAGCGGCGGCGGCGGCAAAGUCCCUUCACGACCUUUGAGCUUCUAGCUGAGACGUUGAUCUUGUCCCUUCAAGUUAGGACCUUGUCAUGCCUAGUUCCUUGUAUAUAUUUGUUCAUGCCGUUGAUCAUCAGAUAGAUGGUCCCAAAUGAAAAAUCAAAAGAUCUUCUAUCACUAUAGUCUCCUACGACUGGCAAAGUGGAUGUUUAUGAAGAUUUAGUGCAUUACAUCUAUGACACGUAAUUUUAAUUCA
Messenger RNA from Eucalyptus grandis, 1928 nucleotides. RefSeq names its product receptor homology region, transmembrane domain- and RING domain-containing protein 1. The record is from RefSeq and is a predicted model, not a curated record. Lineage: Eukaryota; Viridiplantae; Streptophyta; Magnoliopsida; Myrtales; Myrtaceae.